Racocetra persica is the source of this 157-nucleotide messenger RNA. The record is from the annotation of a GenBank genome assembly. Lineage: Eukaryota; Fungi; Glomeromycota; Glomeromycetes; Diversisporales; Gigasporaceae.
UGAAGAAAGAGUGAAUGAUCUGAAUAAAGAAAGAGUAGUGAAUAUUAUUAAAGAAAGCAGUGAUAACUAUAAUAAAGCUAAUGAGAAGAAUGACUAUAAUGAAGCUAAUAAGAUUGCAGAGAAUAAUAAUAAAACAAGAGCAGAUAAACCAGAAAGU